AUGCAUGGUAUUUUUACGGACUACUCCAGAUGGCUCGGCUUCGAUUCGACUCGUGGCCUGUCCUUUUAUGACCGCGAAGGACAGGUGUCUGGAAAUGCCAAAGUAGCCGACCUGAAUGGUUGGCUUGUAGAAGCCUUCACGCCCAGGGACCGCGAGUUCCACAAGGCGCAGCAGCAAGCUGCCCUGAAGAUCCCAAGCCUGCGAGAAGCUACUGCGGCCUUUGCAAAGCAUGCCGAGACAGAUGGGCGGCUCACAGAAGCAGGAUUCCGGAAGAUCCUGGAAGGCACUGAAGCAGCUUCCGAGUGGCUCAGCCUGGUCGAGACUGGCAGGAACAGCAUCACCGAGUUGCAGUUUUUGUCCUUGGUGCUGGUUCAUCUGCAGUGCUCCACGAUAGCCCUCUUGUUCCCAGACGAGGAGAAUUGCAAAAAUCAACAGGACUCCGUCGUGGCAUCCAAAGAGCUGCCAGCAUUCACAAGCGUGCAGUGCUUGGGCCCGGCCGGGGACUCUGGAAGGCGCCAAGUUCGUCUUGGAGACGAUGUGGGCUACAUCGACGCUGGUUCCCAGACAUGGAAGGCGGCGUGGCCACAAUGCGUGCAGCAAAACACCCUCGUGGACGAGGAUGUGCUCAAGGUCAGCAUGUUGUCGGCUCGGGAGCUUAGUAAAGCCAUUGCAGAGGAAGAGGCUGCUCUGCCUGAUGAGCCAAGCGAGGCUGAAGGCGAGGCUGAGGACGAGGCAGAAGCUUUGCCAGUGCCAGAGAUGCCUGCCGCAGUGGACCCACGUGGCAGGCCUGCAAGGGCCGGCGUUUUGAGGGAGAUUGCUCGCUUGCAGAGAGAUAGGACUGCACUGAUGAUUCCGCGGACUGCUUUCUCCAGGCUUUGCAACGACAUCGCCAAAGAACAGAAGCGAGCGCUAGCAACUGGACCUGAUGAGGACACUGAGGCUCCAGUGGCUCCAGUCAGGUUUGCAUCCCAGGCACUCGAGACGCUUCAGUAUGCAGCAGAGUGGUACAUCAGCGACCGUUUCAGCGACCUCAACACUCUCGCAAGCCACAGAAGCAGGGUCACGGUGGAUAUCGCAGACACGCGGCUGGAAUUUGGCGAGGCUGUGGCCCCAUUCCCUUUGCCCAAAUACUUGCACCCGGGCCCGCCGCUGGCUAGUGGCAACUAG
This is a messenger RNA of Symbiodinium sp. CCMP2592, 1167 nucleotides long. NCBI's taxonomy places the organism in Eukaryota, Dinophyceae, Suessiales, Symbiodiniaceae. The record is from the annotation of a GenBank genome assembly.